AUUACAAAUCUCUUACUUCCUGUGAGCUUUUUUUUUUUUUUUAUUCAAAUGCUCAGGUGCGCUGAACUUCACCAGCUUGGAUUUAUUUCCCCCCGACGUUCGCUUAGUUGUUUUCAACCUGACGCGAAGGAGAGAAGAAGUGCGUUUUUUAAUCGUUUGGAUUCCGGACUUCUGCACUGACUUUUCCCUAGUUUUGUUUUGUUUUUUCAUCAAAAAUGGACGUGUUGGCGAAUUACAGUAUUUUCCAAGAACUGCAACUCGUUCACGACACUGGUUAUUUCUCCGCGAUGCCUUCCCUGGAGGAGAACUGGCAGCAGACGUGUCUAGAGUUGGAGCGAUACCUGCAGACGGAGCCCAAGCGCCUCUCGGAGCUCUUUGAUGAGGAGCUGGACGGCCUCUUGACGCCCACCUUCAUGCAAGGGGGCGACAGUGACGAGGACCUGAUGGACCCCCUCCUUCCCAGCCUCUCUGACCAGCCCAGCCCGCCUCCGCUGCUGGUGUCAAUCCCCAAGGUCCAGGCUAAAUUUCUCCAGGUGGCCAACUCCAGCAAGAUCCCAGCCGAGGUGGGGAGCGAAACCCUCACACCGAAGGACCACGUCCUGGCAGGAGUCAGUGCAGCACAGCUCAGCGCCGCUGUCACAUCCCUGACACCGCCAUCGUCACCGGAGCUCGGCCGCCACCUCAUCAAGUCCACACAAACACUGACCGCGACGGCGGACGGCACGCUAACGCUCAAAUUUGUGGCCAAGAAAGUAGGGUUGGGGGCGGCCAAACUGGUGGCGGCAACGGCGUUACCGUCGCCGCCGAGCCGAGGGGGGGCCCUCAGUGAUGGCGAGCAGGGAGGAGGAGGAAGUCAGGGAGGAGACGUACCAGAGAACAAAAAGAGGGUGCACCGGUGCCAGUUUAAUGGCUGCAGGAAGGUUUACACCAAGAGCUCCCAUCUGAAGGCACACCAGAGGACUCACACAGGUGAGAAGCCCUAUAAGUGCUCGUGGGAGGGCUGCGACUGGCGUUUCGCCCGCAGCGACGAACUGACGCGACACUACCGCAAACACACCGGAGCCAAGCCAUUCAAGUGCAACCACUGCGACAGGUGUUUCUCCCGGUCGGACCACCUGGCCCUGCACAUGAAGAGGCACAUCUGAGGGAAAAAGAGAAAAGGAGCGCGAGAAGGGGAAGAAGUAAGAGGAGAAACAAGAGGAGGAGGAGGAGAUAAGAGGAAAAAAUGGAUUGGGCGCUGAAGCUACCAACCGCCCCGCCUUGCUCACCCCGUCCACGAAGCAGCCGGCGGCCACGGCGCCGCAUCCAUCUGACGGGGCGGCAGCGAUGGAAAGGAGCGGCGGCCGUCUCGUCGAGGAGGGAAACGAGGAGUAGCUAGAUUGUUGUCUUUUAUUCUUUAAAACUACACACUUGCAAUAGCGAGCACCUCAUACACACACGUCUUUGAAUGCAUCAUCCCGGUGACCCCUUUCAGCUGUCAUGUGGCUCUGGGGGCUUGGACACUGCCAAACCAACGUAAACUUACAUUACUCAAUUACAACAUUACGCCGCCUUUGUUUCCGUCUCUGUAGUCAGUGUGUUUGAACCAUAAAGAACACUUUAGGUGAGCAGAUAGUUCAGUGAGGAAUCUUUAACUACCAUAUACUCUAGUCUGUUGUUAGUGGUUACCGGCUUUGCAAAUCGAAUACUUUUCCAUUGUUUUAUUCAAUAUUUCUCAUACACGGAACAUACAAAACCAUCAUCCGCCGCAGUCAGCUUCAGUAAUCUAUGUGAAGAAAGCAACAACGAAUCUGCAGGAGACGGACUAUCCGGACUGAUAUCCGGCCCCGCUGACAAUCGGGGGCCCGGACGCUGGGGGUUUUCUCCUCCACGCCACUCGGGCCUCGGCCAGCGGGGGGCUGCUGCAGCUCCCCGGCUCUCCUCCGGCGGGUGUUUGCAUCGCUCACCUACGCUGAGUGCUCGCCGCCUCCGCAGGGCAAUCUGACAGAAAUGCGCAGCGACACUUUCUUCCCUUUUUUUUCUACUUAGAGGACGAUAGUUCUUCUUAUUGUGGUUAUUGCAGCAGAGUGACACUUCUUUUUUUAACGUCUUAAAAUUCACUGAAUUGUGUUUGAGAAAGAAAAAAAAAAAAAGAACGAAGAAGAGCUUUAAGAUGACUUCAAUCGAAUGUGUGGGACGAGAAGGAGAGCGUUGUUGGUCUUUUGAUCUGCAUGUGCACCAGCUCUGUUUCUGCAGUCUGUAGGCAACCAGUGGAUGAACACACAGACAGCAGAAUCGGACCAACACAAGAGGGAUUUGUACUUUUUUUGGACUGAAAUAAAAGCAAAGAGGGCUUCAGGUUUGUUCGUUUUUUUUUCGGCGCUGUUCUUCCUGCGACUCACUCCAGCUGAAAAACAAAACCCUCGCGUGACCUUUUGUGGUCUCGAACGCUGACUGGAGUAAGGCAGCGUUGGAAAAAUUAGGAUAACCUGUUUUCUCUUCUUUCUUUUGGAUUGUGUGAGUGGUCCUGGAGCUCUUUCACAGACUCGGGGGUCUCUCCUCACCUGGCAGGGCCGCCGGGCGUCAGCGCAGGCCGAGGAGCUGCUUCCCGCUCUCUUGCGUGGGACUCGAGGCGCCAACCGAACCUUUGCGUGGCGGCGCCGAGCACACGCGGACCCGUCGGCCCAGUCGAAUUUGCCUGUUUCGUAUGCAUUGACUGCACUGACUCUGUUUUUUUUUUUUAUAUAAUGUUAUCUGUGCUUUUUUUUUUCUACAGCUGAAAAAAAAAAAAACUCAAGAAAAAAAAAUCCUAAAAAAUCCUAAAAAAAACCACAAAAAAAUCUUCUGUCUCGCGCUACACAUUGUAUAGAGAACAAGAACACACACUCCAACAACACACAGACUUACACUGCGGUUCCUCUGCUCAAGGCUCCUCUUGAGAUAAGACUAAUACGAUUUAGGAUAAUAAUUAUUAAACGAAUGAACAAAACACUGCAUGGCAGGCUUUUUGCAACACACGUACACACACAAGCCCAUGUGCACGCACACACACACACACACACUCUUCCUGGAAUUAUAUGUUCUGCUCCCAGAUCUUUUUUCACAGUCGGAAUUUAGCAACUGUUGUUUAGUAGAAGAGCGUCUUAGCUCCUGGCUGGAGGUAACAAACGAUUCCAAAUCCUUUGAAGUGAGAAAUCGGCUCGUUCUCGGUUGCAGCGAUCGCCCGCGUGUCCCUCGCCGCUGUCGGCGCCUCUCAUUCAAGAAGCACCGCUAACACUGGUGGUUUACGACAGAGGGAAAGAAAAACACUGCUGUCAUCGAAUAAUACCUAGAAGUUAAACAGCUGCAUCAGGUCUUUUUUCACAAACCACGUUGAAACCGUGUCCGUGGUCCUCAUGGAGCUUCCUACCCUGCCUCUCGUGUACAGUGAGUUUGAAUGUCGACGCGGAAAUCUAAGAUAUCACUUUUCUACAUUAUAUGACAAACCGUUUUCAUAUAAUGCAAACAACCAUUGGGAUCACAAGCUCCUGGGAUUUCUUUCCCACAACAUACGUGUUGUUGGUGGAGGAUUGAGUCUUGUGGUCACCUUCAUGUUUGUGAUUAGUGCAAUUGGGAAGUAAGUGAAAUACAUGUUAAUGCCUGAGGCCUCUGGGGUGGUUUGCUAGCACGUCUUCAAAAAAAACACACAUUCUCAAUUGACUUUCAUCUGUGAACUGAAUGUAGUCACUGAAAACAUACAAUGUGCAAAAGGAUAAGUCGUAGGCAGGAACUGUGUCGAGCACAUUUCCACGCCGCCUGCUUCUUUCUCUUAACAAGAAGCAGGACAAAAAAAAGAAGAAGCUUUCCUUCCAAUCAGGGCAUUGCUGAUACCGCUGACACCGCUGCUCCAUCCGCCCACCACCACCCAUAUGCCCCGUAGCGCAUGCAAGCAGUCUUAACAGCCGCUGCCGUUGACUGGUGGAGGCGCAGGGUUCCCUGAAGCUGGCGGGGGGGGGCGGAGGGGAGGGGAGGGGUUCACUCCCAGUCAUCGUGCCAGCCGGCCUUGCCCGCCUUCAUUAGGUGAAGCAGUGUGAACGUUCCUCUUGGAGGGGGGUCCGCGGUGCAGCCUUCAGCAAUCGAUACCAAAAACCUCCAGCGUGGAACUGCCCUUUAGCCAUGGGCGGGGCCUCCCAGCGGGAGACCGCCCCCGUACGAGGCCUCUGUACCCGGCGGCAGCUUUUCUCUACUAACACUCGUUCCGCUAAAUGCGACGUAAAGAAACCCACGUCCGAGAUGGUUCCUUUCGUUGGUUUCUGUUACUAAAGCUCUGUUGCUGGUUGUUUUUCUGUAGCUUGGGUGAUGCAAAGUCAUGCUAAAAUAUUGUGAGAUGCGAA
This is a messenger RNA of Gasterosteus aculeatus aculeatus (three-spined stickleback), 4352 nucleotides long. RefSeq names its product Kruppel like factor 7b (gene klf7b). The record is from RefSeq and is a predicted model, not a curated record. Gene Ontology annotation, molecular function: RNA polymerase II cis-regulatory region sequence-specific DNA binding; DNA-binding transcription factor activity, RNA polymerase II-specific. Gene Ontology annotation, biological process: regulation of transcription by RNA polymerase II. NCBI's taxonomy places the organism in Eukaryota, Metazoa, Chordata, Actinopteri, Perciformes, Gasterosteidae.